Saimiri boliviensis boliviensis (Bolivian squirrel monkey) is the source of this 3698-nucleotide messenger RNA. It is a transcript of the gene PNMA3, whose product is annotated as PNMA family member 3. NCBI's taxonomy places the organism in Eukaryota, Metazoa, Chordata, Mammalia, Primates, Cebidae. The record is from RefSeq and is a predicted model, not a curated record. Gene Ontology annotation, molecular function: zinc ion binding; nucleic acid binding.
CCGCCACCGCGCCCCCGCUCCGUGUCCGCACUGCAGAGAGCGGCGGCGAGCAGGCGCCGGCGCACUGGCCCACGUGCUGCGCUAGCGAGAGGGAAGCAGUCUGAGCGAACGCCCGCGCGGGGAGUCAGGGGCACCCGACUCCGCCGCCGCCGCGGCACACAGCCCCCGGCGCGCCCUGUGGGGACCCGGACCAGGAGGGACCCUGCGUCGGGAGAAGGCUGUGGAGACCUGGGCCUUCAGCGAUCAUCCUAGGAGUUGGUCCUGAUAUGUGCCUCGCGCCCUGAUCGCUGCCCCCAGAUUAGUAUCUGAAGAGAUUCGGGAAUAUGCCGUCGAGCCUGUUGCAGGACUGGUGUCGGGGGGAGCACCUGAACACCCAGAGGUGCAUGCUCAUCCUGGGUGUCCCCGAGGACUGUGGAGAGGAUGAGUUUGAGGACACGCUCCAGGAGGCUUGCAGGCACCUGGGCAGAUACAGGGUGAUUGGCAGGAUGUUUAGGAGGGAGGAGAACGCCCAGGCGAUUCUACUGGAGCUGGCACAAGAUAUUGACUAUGCUUUGCUCCCAAGGGAAAUACCAGGAAAGGGGGGGCCCUGGGAAGUGAUUGUAAAACCCCGUAACUCAGAUGGGGAAUUUCUCAGCAGAUUGAACCGCUUCUUAGAGGAGGAGAGGCGGACCGUGUCAGAUAUGAACCGAGUCCUUGGGUCGGACACCAAUUGUUUGGCACCAAGAGUGACUGUAUCACCAGAGUUCUGGACCUGGGCCCAGACUCUGGGGACAGCAGUGCAGCCUCUGCUAGAACAAAUGUUGUACCGAGAACUAAGAGUGUUUUCUGGGAACACCGUAUCCAUCCCAGGUGCACUGGCCUUUGAUGCCUGGCUUGAGCACACCACUGAGAUGCUCCAGAUGUGGCAGGUGCCCGAGGGGGAAAAGAGGCGGAGGCUGAUCGAAUGCUUGCGUGGCCCUGCUCUCCAGGUGGUCAGUGGGCUCCGGGCCAGCAAUGCUUCCAUAACUGUGGAAGAGUGUCUGGCGGCCUUGCAACAGGUGUUCGGACCUGUGGAGAGCCAUAAAAUUGCCCAGGUGAAGUUGUAUAAGGCCUAUCAGGAGGCAGGAGAGAAAGUAUCUAGCUUUGUGUUACGUCUGGAACCCCUGCUCCAAAGAGCUGUAGAAAACAAUGUGGUAUCUCGGAGAAAUGUGAAUCAGACUCGCCUGAAACGAGUCUUAAGUGGGGCCAUCCUUUCUGACAAGCUCCGAGACAAGCUUAAGCUGAUGAAACAGCGAAGGAAGCCUCCUAGUUUCCUGGCCCUGGUGAGGCUCCUGCGUGAGGAGGAGGAAUGGGAGGCCACUUUAGGUCCAGAUAGAGAGACCCUGGAGGGGCUGGAAGGAGCCCCAAGGCCACCUGCCAGGAUCACUGGGGUUGGGGCAGCACCUGUCCCUACCUCUGGCAACAGUUUUGAAGUGAGGCCUUCCCAGGGUUCCCGGCGCCGGAGGGGCAGAGGCCAACACCGAAGGGGUGGUGUGCAGAGGGCUGGCUCUCGAGGCUCAAGAAAACGGAGACGCCACACAUUCUGCUAUAGCUGUGGGGAAGAUGGCCACAUCAGAGUGCAGUGUGUCAACCCCUCCAACCUGCUCUUGGUAAAGCAGAAGAAACAGGCUGCAAUUGAGUCGGGAAACGGGAACUGGGCUUGGGACAAGAGCCAUCCCAAGUCCAAGGCCAAGUAGGCUCGGGAGAACAGGGCAGCAUUUCCUACUGCAGUCCGAGGAGACAAGAGAGAUAUUGGAAGGAGGGGAAAGAGGAGCCCAGACAAACAACAGAUGAGUUGAGCAGGACAGAGGGACAGGGCAGCCAGACCAAGGCCAAGCUCCCUCACUCUCUGCCAGCUGGAAGGGACUUCAGCAACCAAGACCAACUGGCGACUGGCUCAGUGGGGAUCAGGUCCACAUCCCCAGAGAGGUGCUGGAGAGGAAAGCAGGGAGUCUCUGCAUCCAGCACAUGGGGUGCCUGGGCCUCAGAUGGGGACCCCAACAAAGCAAAGGCUGAAGAAGGUGCAGCUGGGGGUUCUGUCCUGCUCAUCCGGCCACCCCCAAAUAACCACCCUGUGGACUUCGAUCCCCAGGCCAUGGGGGACCUGGAGGAGCCUGCCUGGGGCCUGCCCCUGCCAGAAGGAGCCAGGGCUGGUGAGGAAGAGCUGUGGGGCAGAGGCAAAGACCCUCAGGGGAGGCUGCAGGGUCCAGCCCGUCUUCAGGAUCAUCUGCGCUGCACUAGGGGAGCCCCAGGAAGGCAGCACCCUGGAGGCCCUGUGCCAGUGAGGCCAGGAGACCCUACGGCUCUGGGAACCCAGUGCCAGCCAGAGGCUGUGCAGGCAAGGAGACCAAAGACUGAUGAGAAGACCCCCAGCAGGGGCACUGGGAACCCAGCAGGCCAGUGUCCUCACAGCUGACUUAGGCCAGGGUGGCUGUGAAGGGAAGUCUCUGUUGCAAAGGAGGAGGAAGGAAAGGGAGGACUUGGUGGGGCGGGGGGUUGUUUCUUCUGCUUGUGUCUGUACUGGGCCACCAAACUCCUGAAGAAAUCAGGCAAGGAACAUCUGGGGCUGCUAUGGCCAGAGCAACUCAACAGAUGCUGACACCAAGGCCGGUCCCAACCCUGUCACAUCGGGAGUCCAGCCUGGAGGCAGCCCUAAGCAGCCAGCCGUGGCCGGGGCGGGGGCACCUGAAGACAUCUGUCCCAAAUCCCACUGGCCCUGAGCUGGGAGAUGACGGGGCGAAAGAUGCCCUCUCAAGGGUUCCAGCUGCCUGGGUCUCCCAGGAGGGGUCCCCCCACUCACUGUCGCCAGGCAGACUGCCCCUGUUCCGGUAAUCCCACCCUCACCUGCGUAGGCCCUGUAGUGACCCAUGCACCCAGGAGAUGCCCACCCACUGCUAGCCAUCGUUCUUGUGCAAAGUCGCGUACUGUGCGCUCACCCGGGCAGCCGCCUCUGGGCCCGGGACACGUGCUGUGACCUUCCUUCGAGCCCCAGCUCUGCUCCCUGCUGUCUGGCCCUCAUUGUGAGCACCACCUCUGCUUUCCCAGUGUAGAUCUAGGCCAGGGGCUGCUUGUUCUGGUGGAGCUGUGUGUGUUCUUUUCUGAGCAGCUUCUCCCCGGAGGCCCCCAGUGCAGUCCCAAGAGAUGGCGGGAAGGAGGCACCAGGACACUACGUUCACCCCAUCACCACGGUGAUGACGGCGCCUGCAACAGGAAGAACCGGAUCCAGGAUGGAGUGCGGCUGCCCUGCGUGAGGCUCCCCGGGGAGCUUUGUGCUUUGGUGUUCCACCCCUGUUGUCACUCCUGACUCAGUUUCCUCCACCCAGUGGUGUGUUCUCUGCUGUGUUUUCCGGUGUCCUGUGACUGUCCUGUGAAAGCCACAAGGCAGGGCCCUGCCCCAGCAGAUGGGCUUGGGAGGGGGCUUCCUGAAGCUAGUGGACACUGCCAGAGUCCACCGUCCUGGCAAGAGGCAGACCUGGGACGCUCGGGAAGGAGGGAGGUGGCCAUGGGAGCCACAGCAGGAGGGGAGGCAGAUGAGGCGACUUGCCAGGAACCCCAGGAGGAGGGGCCCCGGGACCUGUGGCCUGUGGUGGCUGUUUGUAGUUUCUCUCUGUGUUGUGGUUUCCUUCUCUUCAGCGGUUUCAGUGUGUGUUUCUCUUCAAUAAAUUUCAUUCCGUGCUCCA